AUGUGUUCUAACUACGGGAGCUACUACGGUGGCUGUGGCUCCGGCUACGGCUGCGGAUACGGCUCCGGCUACGGCUGCGGAUACGGCUCCGGCUACGGCUGCGGAUACGGCUCCGGCUAUGGCUGCGGAUACGGCUCCGGCUACGGCUGCGGAUACGGAUCCGGCUACGGUUGCGGAUACGGAUCCGGAUACGGCUGCAAGGGCUACCGAGGGCUGGGCUGUGGCUACGGCUACGGCUCUGGCUACGGAUGCGGCAGCUAUGGCGGACUGGGCUGUGGAUAUGGCUCUGGCUGUGGAUACGGCUACGGCUCUGGUUACGGCUGCUACAGCUACCGUCCGUCCUGCUACAGGAGAUAUUGCUCCUCUUGCUGCUAG
Ornithorhynchus anatinus (platypus) is the source of this 375-nucleotide messenger RNA. RefSeq names its product keratin-associated protein 6-2-like. Gene Ontology annotation, biological process: hair follicle development. NCBI's taxonomy places the organism in Eukaryota, Metazoa, Chordata, Mammalia, Monotremata, Ornithorhynchidae. The transcript has a single exon. The record is from RefSeq and is a predicted model, not a curated record. The coding region runs from base 1 to 375 and encodes 124 amino acids.